GUGGCCGUUUCCUGCUGGCCUGGCGGCGGCUGCACGGGGCGGGCGGGAGGAUGCGGCGCAGGUCUCGGCUGCUGCUCUGCUUCGCCUUCCUCUGGGUGCUGGGCAUCGCCUACUACAUGUACUCGGGGGGCAGCGCCGCGCUGGCCGGGGGCGGCAGGAAGGAGGACCCAAAUGACGUUGAUGCACUAAAAAAGAAAGACCCUCGCAGUAACAAUGGGGAAGACAAAGCACAAAGCGUGGAGACCCUACCUCCAGGAAAAGUUCGAUGGCAAGAUUUUGAUCAAGACAGUUACGUUGGUGUUACUAUGGUCCGAUCUGGGCAGGACCCAUACGCUCGUAAUAAGUUCAAUCAAGUAGAAAGUGACAAACUGCAAAUGGACAGAAACAUACCUGAUACCAGGCAUGAUCAGUGUCAACGGAAACAAUGGCGGAUAGACCUGCCAGCCACUAGUGUAGUCAUCACCUUCCACAAUGAGGCCAGAUCUGCUUUACUUCGAACUGUUGUCAGUGUGCUUAAAAAAAGCCCAUCACAUCUUAUCAAAGAAAUCAUACUGGUGGAUGACUACAGCAAUGAUCCUGAGGAUGGUGCUCUGUUGGGGAAAAUUGAGAAAGUGCGGGUUCUUCGAAAUGAUCGUCGAGAAGGCUUGAUGCGCUCCCGUGUCAGAGGGGCAGAUGCAGCACAGGCUAAAGUACUGACAUUCCUGGACAGUCACUGUGAAUGCAAUGAGCACUGGCUGGAACCUCUUCUGGAGAGAGUAGCUGAGGACAAGACCAGAGUUGUGUCUCCUAUAAUUGAUGUAAUUAAUAUGGACAACUUCCAGUACGUGGGAGCGUCAGCUGAUUUAAAAGGCGGCUUUGAUUGGAACUUGGUGUUCAAAUGGGAUUACAUGACACCAGAGCAAAGAAGAGCAAGACAAGGAAACCCAGUUGCUCCCAUAAAAACACCAAUGAUAGCUGGCGGGUUGUUUGUGAUGGACAAAUUCUAUUUCGAAGAGUUGGGAAAGUACGAUAUGAUGAUGGAUGUGUGGGGUGGAGAAAACUUAGAGAUUUCAUUCAGAGUGUGGCAGUGUGGAGGGAGCCUUGAAAUUAUCCCAUGCAGCAGAGUGGGUCAUGUAUUCCGUAAGCAACAUCCUUACACCUUCCCUGGUGGGAGUGGUACUGUGUUUGCAAGAAAUACACGUAGGGCAGCAGAAGUGUGGAUGGAUGAGUACAAAAAUUUCUAUUAUGCAGCAGUGCCUUCAGCCAGAAACGUACCUUAUGGCAAUAUUCAAAGCCGAAUGGAACUGAGAAAGAGACUUAGCUGCAAACCUUUCAAGUGGUAUCUUGAAAAUGUCUAUCCUGAGUUAAGGGUGCCUGAUCAUCAAGAUAUAGCUUUUGGGGCUUUGCAGCAGGGUACCAAUUGCCUCGACACUUUGGGCCAUUUUGCAGAUGGUGUUGUUGGAGUUUAUGAAUGUCAUAAUGCUGGGGGAAACCAGGGUUGGAUUGGAAUCGCCUCAUUCUGGCAAUGUGGGGUUAGAGCCUGGAAGAAUACUCCACUUGUUUUGCCUUCUCCUUUCUAACUGGCCCCCUGUCUGUCAGUGUCUGGUAAUCUUCAAGGAAUGAUAGAAGACUUUUUUUCAGUUUUAAUCAGGCUUGUAUUAUUUAAGUAACAGCUAUGCAAAGGAAAGUUUUUUAUAUGCAGACAAUAGGGGAAAGAUUUUACUGAGUCAUUCAUUGUACUGAUCUGAGUACUUAACUGUAAAGCAUCUAGAACAAUGGUUUUCAAACUUUUUUCUGGUGACCCAGCUGAAGAAAAUUGUUGAUGCCUGCAACCCAGUGGAGCUGGGGAUGAGGGAUUUGGGGUACAGGAGGGGGCUCUGGGUCUGGGAGGGUGCAGGCUCUGGGGUGGGGCUGGGGAUGAGGGAUUUGAGGUGCAGAAAGGGGCCGGGCAGCACUGCCGGUGGGACUUCUAACAGCCCGGUCAGCAGUGCUGACCAGAGUCGUCGCGACCCACUGCCUUACAUUCUGUGACCCAAUAAUGGGUCACAACCCGCUGUUUGAAACCAUUAAUAUAGAAUGCCAAGGCUGUCCGGCAGUGCAGGCCUACAAAAUUGUUUUGCUUUAGCUUUCCAAAGGGAAUACAUUCUGAGCCUUACGAUGCAACUAUUGACGAGGAAUAUCCUUGUUUCUCUCCAGUUGUGAUGUUAUGCCACCAUAGUUUCUCUGGAGCUUCUACCUCUGUGGACACUGCAUGUGUGAAUUAAAAAGUACCUAGCUUUUGUUAGCAUAGUCCUGUUAGAAAGUGGACUAUGGUAACGUAGGCUUAGGUACCUUUUAAUUUGCCAGCAGCAUGUACUCAGGGAAGUUAGAUUGCAGCACUUUGGUGGGCUCUGCAGUUCACAUCUACAUAGUACAUGCUGAGGCACUGUGUAGAUGUAGCCUCAGUUAGAGUUCGUUGGAGCCCUUCUGAAACAUAACUAGACAGAAAAUUAGUGAAAAUUAAAAAAAAAAUUAAAAAAUCUAUUUUUAGAGAGCCUAUGUACUUCACAGAAGUGACAAGCUUUACGAGCUAGCUGGUACUGCUUAUUUCCAUUAACCAUCAAAUGUGGCUCUCACAGAGGAUAUACAUUUCAAUGAUUUUAAUGUUUAGAAAUCCACAUGAGAGUUUUAAAAUACUGGUUCCAUUACAUAUAUUAAAUCAAAGUCCUAACAGAUAACCAUUAUUUUUACUUUGCUCUUAAACAACGGCAGUUAAUCAUAUAAGGAUUGGAGGGAAAUACCCAGCAAAAAGUCACGUUUCAGUUACUUGAAACUACACAUUUUAAAAAUACUUUGAGUAUUUUGUUUGUUCUAAACUGGAAGUUUACAGUCUGAAUUUUAGGUAGGUUUGUAGUUCACAAAGGGAUCGUGGGGAGUUAACAAUGUUCUUGUGCAGUCAUAUGAUUUCCUUUACACCUAUGAUGCGUAAUUUCAAUGUCCUUAGCUGAUGAAUUGCUAGCAGCUGUUUACUAAAUCUUUAUGUUGGUAAUAGUUUGUAAUUGGAUAAAUUCUGAUUAUUUUUGUGUGUAUUCUCAUGAGGAAAUUGACUGAGUCAUUUUUAAUCCAGUGGAGUUGCAAGAGAGAAUGCAUGCCAAAAGUGCAGUUAAAUCAGAAGAUAAAUCAAAUGAAAAAUUCAGUGAUCUAAUUAGCUAAUCUCUUCCAGUCAUGUGUGUUGCUUGCAAGAUAUUUGUUAAUGUUAUGGCUAAUAAAUUCAGUCCUGUGCAACUAGGUCUCAUAGCUCAGAAUCCUCCUCAGGCACCAAGAGCAGACUUUAUUCUUAAAAGGCCUGACUGAGAAGCGAAUUGAAGGUGAAGAGGUGGCUUUCAAUGGUAGAGGGAAUUAGCCUGGGAUGAAGAGGGAAACCAGAGAAUGAGGAGUGAUCCGGAGCUGUGACAAGGGUCCCAGAGGGGCUACACUGAGGUUACUCAGUUAGGGCAAACUGCAAAGAAUGGGGCAGAUAAUCCUCGAAGCUGGUGGAUAUUCCAAUACUUAGAUUUACAAAACCAGCACAAAAUAGCUUCUAUACCUCACUGGUUACCCAGAAGCCAACAACACAGUUCCCUUAUAGCAACCCACCCUUGGACUUCCUCCCACACAUCCAAGUCAAAUAUGAUGAGGAUUACUGAAAAUCUUAUUCAUCAUAUAAGAAAGUUCUACCAAUCCCAAAGAGUCGGACACAUUACCUCCCAACUUAAUGAAUAUUUCAGAUCUUACCCAAAUACAUGCUUACAGCCAAUUCUUAAUUCUUAUUAACUAAACUAAAAUUUAUUAAAGAGAAGAGAGAGUGAGUAUUGGUUAAAAGAUCAGUAUACAUACCGACAUGAGUACAGUUCUGAAAUCAGUUUCAUAGUAGAGAUGGUGAGCUUUGUAAUUGCAAAGAGUUCUUUCAGAAGUAGUCCAUAGUCUAUAGUCCAAUGUUCAUAUCCAGGUGGAACUGGAGAUCUCAGUCUUACGACUCAAGCUUCCCCACAUAAAGCAUCAAGCAGAUCUGAGAUGACAGGAUCAGGUCUCAAGAGUGUUUAUACAGUUUAAGAUAAAUGGCUUAAUGGAUAAAUUACCUUAAUGUCAUUCUCUAACAAUACAGGUUUGCAUUUCAAAAUUCUAGUCCAUCUAACAUGGAAUGGCCCUAAUUACCAUUUACAUACUUUUCUAAUCUGUCUCUAAAGGUUGAAUCAGGUAGAUUAGCCUGCAAGCUGCAUAACCCUUUUUGGCCGUGUGUCUAUAUGUCUCUAAAGUUUGAGAUAAACGGCUUAAUGGAUAAAUUACCUUAUGUUAAUCCAGGCAGUUAAUUUCCAGUGAUGUUUAGGAAAGAGGUUACUUCAAAAGCCUGUUGUUC
Gopherus flavomarginatus (Mexican gopher tortoise) is the source of this 4354-nucleotide messenger RNA. It is a transcript of the gene GALNT2, whose product is annotated as polypeptide N-acetylgalactosaminyltransferase 2. Bases 51 to 1559 code for a protein of 502 amino acids. Gene Ontology annotation, cellular component: Golgi apparatus. The record is from RefSeq and is a predicted model, not a curated record. NCBI's taxonomy places the organism in Eukaryota, Metazoa, Chordata, Testudines, Testudinidae. The transcript has 15 exons.